UUCUAAAUAACGACUUCUUGUUCUAGUCUUUUAAGUCUUUGUACAUAAAAUAAUUUUGUCAAUGGAAGAAGGAGAAAAAAGAAAACAGGAUGACAACGACGUCGUUUCAAAAUCCGCAAUGAAGAAGCCGAAAGAAGAAACGGAGUUAAAAGAGGUAGAGGAAGAGGAAGUGGAAGAAUUCUUUGCUAUUUUACGACGAAUACAAAUUGCCGUAAAAUAUUUCAAUAAAGUUGAUGGAGCUAGUGGUAGUGAUCGUGGUGGUUGUGAUGAACGUAAAAUGACCAAUGAUAUCGAUCGAAAAUGCAUCGAUGAAAUCAUAGGAGAUAAUGAAGAAAUCAAAGAAAAAGAGAAAAAUAAAUUAGGUUUUGAUCUUAAUAUGAAGCCUUAUGAUCCCCAUGAAGAGGAUACUUGAAGUUGAUUUUUUUUUGUUUUCGUGAAAUAAUUUAUCUUUUAUUCGAAGUUUACUGGUCCGACUAUGUACUUUGGACUUGCUUAAGAGGGAAGCGGCUCGUGAUAUCUAAUUACGAGUGGAGAUAGUAUUGGUAGAGGUAAGAUUUUCAUCAAGACGAUUCAUCAGCUAUUAUAUAUAUAUAAAAAGAAAAUUGAUCGACCUUUCCUAUAUAUAUAUAUAUAUAGCUCUCUUAGUGAAUAAAAGGAUUUCAUCCAUUUCAUGAUGAUUUGUGUAAAUUAAUUGAUUAUUGAUAUUUUUUUUUGGUUCAAACCACCCGGUAUUCGGUAUCCGCUUUAGGAGUUCGGCUAUAUUCAGAGUCGCCUUAUGUCGGGCCCCAUUUGAGGGGGAGAGCUCCCAAUAGAGUGUUUAUCCAUAUCCAGGGUCAAACCCUCGAUCUCUGGGUUGGUUGGGGCAGCCCCUUUCCGCUGCACCACACUGCUGUUGGUAAUUGAUUAUUGAUAUCAAAGUUGUUGUAAUGAAUGAAUAUCAAGCAGAUAACUAGUUCAAUGAAAUGUUCAGAUAGUUUGCUAUGGGGAUAUAUUGUAAUUUUGUUGUUAUAUAUAUCAAGUAGUAGUAUUGUAACUUUGUUUUAAUUUCAGAUUUGUAUGAGAAUUGUAUUGGAUGACCAAAUGAUGUUGUUAA
Molecule: messenger RNA, 1093 nt
Organism: Capsicum annuum
Lineage: Eukaryota; Viridiplantae; Streptophyta; Magnoliopsida; Solanales; Solanaceae
Product: protein NIM1-INTERACTING 2
Exons: 1
Coding region: 62-412 (116 amino acids)
Biological process (GO): regulation of systemic acquired resistance
Source: RefSeq, a predicted model, not a curated record